AUGAUAAAAAGUAGUAGUAAUGGAUUUAUUUCAACUUCUUUAAGUUUAAAUGAAAAUAAUUCAAACAAAACAUCACUGUCAUCAAAUCCAGAGGAUUCAACAUCAAAAACACUUAAAUCAAAUAGAUUUCCCCCUCGUAAAAAAAUUAAUGACCUCACAGAUUUAGAGAAUAUGCGUAAACUAAUAACAGAAACAAUUUAUAGUAAAGCCAAUGUGGGAGAUUUACUGCCAUGUAUGAAAGCGAAAGAAUUUUGUGAAGUUUAUGAGAAUCUUGAUAAACAAAAUAAGAAAAAUCUCUUGAACAUUCUUGCUCGAGAUUUUGGUAAAAUGUGA
This is a messenger RNA of Entrophospora sp. SA101, 333 nucleotides long. NCBI's taxonomy places the organism in Eukaryota, Fungi, Glomeromycota, Glomeromycetes, Entrophosporales, Entrophosporaceae. The record is from the annotation of a GenBank genome assembly.